Meloidogyne enterolobii is the source of this 197-nucleotide messenger RNA. NCBI's taxonomy places the organism in Eukaryota, Metazoa, Nematoda, Chromadorea, Rhabditida, Meloidogynidae. The record is from the annotation of a GenBank genome assembly.
UUGCGGCGUCUCAGCAGACUACAAAUAUGAUAGAGGAAGGUCCUUCAACAUCUGCAGCAAAUCAAAAUCCUCAUGUUGGUAAUGUGCAGAACUCUUCUUAUGCCAGCAAUACAACUGCUGCUAUUGACAGAGAUGUCGAAUAUGUGAGUAUUUAUAAAUCCUAUGGUUUAACGUUUUACAUGUACCGUUUGAAUUAG